AUGGCAGCAGGAUUGGCAUUUUCUACAAAUUCCCAUUUAGAAAGACAUUUGAGAAUUCAUACUGGUGAAAAAUCUUAUUCGUGUGAACACUGUUCCCGGGCAUUUGCUCAUUCUGAAACUUUAAAACGACAUUUGAGAGUUCAUACUGGCGAGAAACCGUUUUCGUGUGAACGUUGUUCCAGGGCAUUUUCUUCAAAUUCAGAACUACAAAGUCAUUUGAGAAUUCAUACUGGCGAAAAACCCUAUUCAUGUGAACAUUGUUCCAGGGCAUUUGCUCAGUCUGACUCUUUAAAACGACAUUUGAGAAUUCAUACUGGCGAGAAACCCUAUUCGUGUGAACGUUGUUCCAGGACUUCAACUGAGCCUGCUGCAGACUUUGAAGAAAUAAACACUCCAACUGUGUUAGUUAAUGCUGGCACUCAAACUGACAAAACCUAUAGUAGUGUAGGUGUGCAAGUAGGGAGUUCAUGUUUUUCAAAUGUCUGCAAAGAAGUCCAAACAAAUGAUCUGCCAGAGGCUGCAUUGGAUUCAGAUUCAGAGAUCUCGGCUGCAGAAGAAAAUUCUUCCGAUGAUUUUGGUUCCGGUGAUUCCUCCAUCGCAGAAAAUUCUGGAGAUGAUUGUUGUCCUGUUGAUAAUAUUUCCAUGGCGCAUCAAGCCUGUACUGAAGAAAAGCAGCAUUAUUCUUGUGAAUACUGCUUGAAGAUUUUUACUGAAGCUUUGGAGUUAGAGGCCCAUAUGAGAGUUCAUGCUGAGAAAGAAACGUAUUCGUGCCAGUACUGCUCAAAGCCUUUUCCUCGAGUUGAAAAAUUGAAGAUGCAUUUAAAAGUCCACACUCAAGAAAAAAACUUUUGUUGUGAUGUUUGUCCUAAGUCGUUUUCUUACCUUUCCAGUUUAAAGAAUCAUCUAAGAGUCCAUACUGGAGAAAAACCGUAUUCUUGCGAUGAUUGUCCAAAGUCGUUUUCUGAAUCUUCAAAAUUGAUACGACAUCUGAAAGUCCAUACUGGAGAAAAACCGUAUUCUUGUGAUGUUUGUCCACAGUCGUUUUCUGAAUCUUCAAAAUUGAUAAGACAUCUGAAAGUCCAUACUGGAGAAAAACCUUUUUCAUGUGAUUGUUGUUCUAAGACAUUUUCCGAAGCUUCAAACUUGAAGGUGCAUUUGAAAGUCCAUACUGGCGAAAAACCGUAUUCUUGUGAUGAUUGUCCAAACGAAACCUUGAAAAGGCACAUGAGGACACACACCAAAGAGAAGCCAUAUACUUGCCAAAUCUGUGAACGAAGCUUUGCCACUCAUACAGCUCUACGGUUCCAUCUGAGAACUCAUACUAAAGAGAAGUCUUUUGCUUGCGGUUUUUGUGACAAGAGCUUUAGUACCAAUUGCAAUCACCUGGACUUACAUGACAUUGUACUUCACCAAGCAUGUCAGCUGAUUGACUCUGUUGUAUUGAUGCAAUUGAAGACAUUUUCGAACUCUUGA
This is a messenger RNA of Uloborus diversus, 1473 nucleotides long. Its product is annotated as zinc finger protein 271-like. The transcript has 6 exons. Gene Ontology annotation, biological process: regulation of transcription by RNA polymerase II. The record is from RefSeq and is a predicted model, not a curated record. Gene Ontology annotation, molecular function: RNA polymerase II cis-regulatory region sequence-specific DNA binding; DNA-binding transcription factor activity. The coding region runs from base 1 to 1473 and encodes 490 amino acids. Lineage: Eukaryota; Metazoa; Arthropoda; Arachnida; Araneae; Uloboridae.